Molecule: messenger RNA, 465 nt
Organism: Paraglomus brasilianum
Lineage: Eukaryota; Fungi; Glomeromycota; Glomeromycetes; Paraglomerales; Paraglomeraceae
Source: the annotation of a GenBank genome assembly
AUGACAAUGAACUACAAAAAUGAACUACAAAUGUUGCAUGCGGAUACUACCUUAUUGACCAAGAUCAAAAUCUUUAUCAACGAUCUCAUGACUUUUGGCAAUUCUGAAUCAGCCCAAGCUCGCCUGCAUAAAGAUCCAAUGGCUAAAUUUUUCUUUUCAAAGAUAUAUUUUAAUGAAGAUGAGAUUGAACGACUUCUUGAUUUUCCAACAUCGGAAGGACCUUCUGUCUUUAAGACUCUUGAAGCAAUGAUGUCCUGUAAAACUCGGUCACGCAACUACGAGUUAUGUGCGUCGCAUGACUUGGCCCCCCUCUUACAGCAAGCAUAUGGUGUACAAAAACGCUUUACAGAGGAAAAAGUUUUUAAAUUGGCGUUGAAAAAGUUUGAGAAGGAUUGGAGGAAAAGAUCUCGUUGGCCAAAAAGGAGUUUACUAAAAAAUAUGUUAAAUCACUUCGCCGUUCUAUAA